AUCGCUUCCUUAUUUCCCUGCCUCAGAGGCCCCUUGAGACGUCUGGACCCCUAAAGGUACACAGAGUCACUCGUCCUUGAAGCUAUGCCGAGGUGUGCGAGAUCGCCCCUUACACCCCGGCAGACACCCUUUGCAUAUGCAGACCUGCGCGCCGCCGACACACCUCGGAGCUCCCAGAGCGCGCCCGGCACUCGGGGCUCACAGGCAGGUGCCUCGCCGCGCAGACUCGCCGGGCGCGGGGACCGGCUCGGGCGCGGGGCCGGCUGGGGCGGGGCAGCGGCGCGCGUUCCCCGCCGGCCACACGGGCCGCCUUGCCCCCGGCGAGGGGCGUGUGCACCGGCCCGGGAUCCUUGGGCCCCAUGUUCACGGAGCUAAGGACCAAGCUGAGCCCCCCGCGAGGCCGCGCCGGGGCUGUGCGUGCCGGCUUCGGGGAGCGCCGGGAUGUGGACGCUGCUGCACACUUCGGCUUCUGCCAAACCCUCCUGGAGCACACGGUGUCCACUGAGAGCAUCCCCUGCCACCUGCCUCGGACGCCGGGCACCAGCCUCACGUGGCACGACUCCCGUAGCCAGAGGGCCGCUGGUGGCCGGCCUGUCAAGCUCCUGCAGCAGCCUGGCACAGAGGCCCCCCAGGGCCGGCUGUACUCUGACCACUAUGGCCUGUACCACACAAGCCCCUCCCUGGGCGGCCUGACGAGGCCUGUGGUCCUGUGGAGUCAGCAGGACGUGUGCAAGUGGCUCAAGAAGCACUGUCCCCACAACUACCUCGUCUACGUGGAGGCCUUCUCCCAGCACGCCAUCACAGGCCGGGCGCUGCUGCGGCUGAAUGGGGAGAAACUGCAGCGGAUGGGGCUGGCGCAGGAAGCACAGCGGCAAGAAGUGCUACAGCAGGUGCUGCGCCUGCAGGUGCGCGAGGAGGGGCGGAGCCUGCAGCUGCUCAGCCAAGCCUCUUUCGGAAACACGUCCUAGCUGCUGCCUGGGGCUUGAAGCCCGGACCCCAGCACUGUGACCAGAGCCUGUGGCAAGGACGAUGCAGACCUGGCACACAGCCCCUCUCGGACCCCGCCAGAGGCGCCAGGGGCUGAGCCCAACCCAGUGGACAGGUGGGACCAGGAUUGCCAUCUCUGGUUGUGCAUUCUGGGCUGUGAGCAGGUGGGGGCUGCUUGGGUGUGGCCCUUCCUCCCAGGACCUGAGCCCAAAUCUACCCUCUGGUGCUGCUGGCAGCAUGCGGGGCAGCUACCUGGAGCCAGGGCAGGGUCUGGCUAUCCCCCUAGACUCCCAGGGAGUCUCUUUAUUAUUUAUAUUCCCUUCACCCACACUGAUGUCUGCGCCCCUAUUGCCUGCUGAGUCACGCUCCCUCUGGGCAUCCUGCCCUCCCCAGGGCAAGAGGUUUGUGUCUGCCCAUUUGUCCAGUUCUACGAACCUUCACCCAGCACCUAGAGGAUUGCCGGCACAGGUGGGAUGAACUGUGCAGGCUCCCUUUGGCCAGGGCCACCCCCCCCCCCAUGGUCAGCAGCAGCCGCCAAGAACUCUCCCUCAUGAUUUCUGAGACCCUCACCACACCCCCAUCUAUUCCCAGGACCUGAAGCAAGAGAGGUCUGGGGAUUGCUCAGGUGCCUAAGACCUAACACAGCACCAUGAGGACCCCAUAGCCAGGAUUAGGCUCAGCCAUGUUGUGGCCUUGGGUUUGGGAGUUCAGCUCCUGCUCUCCCAACAUUUGUUGGGGAGCUGCCCUGAGGCACAGUCGGGGGCAUGUGCAUUCUCACUGUUCCUUUCCCAGGAAAAUCCGAAUUCAUAGAAGAGACUGUCCUGAGGGCUGCAUCGCCCACACCCUGUCCUGUGCCCAGGGCAGAACGGAGAUGCCAGACAUCUCCACCCCUCCUCACCCCCAUCCACCCUGUAGCCUCACAGUUGCUGAGAUACAGGUGUCCCUCCAGCCACACACAUCCUGGACAAUCCAGGAUGAUCUUCUCAUCUCAAAACCCUUCACUUAAGCAGCCAGCCCCUCAGCAACCACUCCGUGGGUCAGGGGGCCCAAGGUUUGGGACUGGUGCUGCCCAGCAGAGGGACAGUGAGGGUGGUCCUGGUAGCCCCCACCCUCUUGCUCCUCUGCCUUCCCAUUCCCCUAGGGAACUCUGAAAAUUUCAGGGACAGAUGAGGCUGAGCCUCCAGCCUCUUCUCUGUGCCCUGAGCUGGCCUCCAGGUGGGAGGUUGGUUGCUGCAGGUCCUGAGUGGAAUUUGGCCUGGUGCUCCCCAUCCUGUAGGCCGAUAUAGGAAGCCCCCAUGUCCUGUCUGGCCACCCUGAUUGUCCCAGCCCACCUUGUGCCAUCACAGCGUUGUCGUUUCCGGAGGGUCCUUCCUAUCACUGCCCCCACCUCCUCCCUCUUUUGUCUUGCCCCCAUGCCCCCAUGCUCUUGUCUUGUCUUCUUUGUUUUGCGCUUUUUUAUAUUCUGACAAAAAGACCAGAAAUAAACCUGGUUCUCAAGUGCCCCAAGUGUGUGUUCGGCUCCAGCCAACUGGGUGUUUGAGAGUGGGAAGAGCCCUGGGUGGGGGGGCCCUGGCUGUGGGAGGAGGGGGUGCCAGUGCCCAGCUCAGGUGCCUCCAUGGGGCCACUAGGGGGCAGUGGCGUCGCAUCUUGACAGGGUACCUGUUCACCCCAGGGCCAGGUGGGGAAAGAGGCAGAGGGCUAGAAUCCUGGGCUCAGCCCUGUGGACUGCACCCAGACGCAGGGAGAGAGGUGCGUUACUUUCCUGGGGCUGCCGUGACAAAUGAGCACAACUGGGAAGCUUAACACAACAGAAAUGGAUUUUGUUCCAGUGAUGCAGGCCACCAGUCUGAAACCCAGCAGGGUCACACU
Mirounga angustirostris (Northern elephant seal) is the source of this 2856-nucleotide messenger RNA. It is a transcript of the gene SAMD10, whose product is annotated as sterile alpha motif domain containing 10. The coding region runs from base 360 to 968 and encodes 202 amino acids. Gene Ontology annotation, biological process: cell surface receptor protein tyrosine kinase signaling pathway. Gene Ontology annotation, cellular component: cytoplasmic side of plasma membrane. The record is from RefSeq and is a predicted model, not a curated record. The transcript has 5 exons. Lineage: Eukaryota; Metazoa; Chordata; Mammalia; Carnivora; Phocidae. Gene Ontology annotation, molecular function: protein binding.